Messenger RNA from Acyrthosiphon pisum (pea aphid), 1001 nucleotides. Its product is annotated as LYR motif-containing protein 7-like. Gene Ontology annotation, molecular function: protein folding chaperone. Lineage: Eukaryota; Metazoa; Arthropoda; Insecta; Hemiptera; Aphididae. The record is from RefSeq and is marked provisional. Gene Ontology annotation, biological process: mitochondrial respiratory chain complex III assembly. Gene Ontology annotation, cellular component: mitochondrial matrix.
UUCAACAAUUCCUAUUGCAAUUGUGUCGUACAAUUAUUAAACUCAUAACGUAUCUCAACAUUUUACCAAGUGCUAAUAAUAACUGUCUGAAAUAUUUAUGUCCUGAAUCACAGUUCUUUAAUAAUUAAUCUGCCUAUCCAUUUACCAUGGCAUCAAACGAAGUAAGAAAAAAAGUACUUACUACAUUCAAAUUAGUGCAUAGAGCAAGAUUACUGUGUUUUAAAAAUGAUAACCAAAUGUUAAAUGCUGCUAAACUUCAAAUUAAUGAAGAAUUCAAAAAAAAUAAAACUGUCUCGGAUCCUGCAGUAGUUCAGAAUCUCGUAGCCUUUGCUCAAGAUGUUGAACAUGAACUCUUAACACAAGUAGUUCAAGCAGAAAGAGUAAAUGAAACAAAAUUUAAAUUGAAUUUAGAUCCAGAGCGUCAUACUAUGGAGAAUAUACCAUAUGCUGAAUUAGACGAUGAAACAUAUAAAAAAUGGAAAGAAGAGAAAAAGAAAAGUAGCAAGAAAAAUGAAAAGUGUUGUUGCGACUAAAUUGUAGUUAAAUUGUUUUCUAAAAUUUAAAGUUCAAAAUAUGUAUAAUUCAAUUGAAUAUUUAUAUAGAACUGUAUUUACAGUAGUAUAGUAUAUACUAGGGUCACUGUUAUACAUGUUAUUCUCAGGUACCCAUAUUCUUUACUUAAAUGGUUAAGAUCUGUGAAGUUUAGAUAUGUGAGUUGACAUAUUCACAGUAUAUUUCAUGAGCUAUUUGUGAAUAUAUAUAUAUUUUAAUUCUAAUUACAAUUUAAAAUAUCAUAAAUUAUGGUUUUAAUCAAGGGUAUUUUUUACUCUGUACAUGAAAGUACGCAUAUAUUAAGUGUUGGGUAAAUUACUUUUAAAAAAAGUAAUGAAAUUACGUUACUCGUUACUUCAAAUGCUUUAAAUUAAAUUACAUUUGCGUUACCUAAAAUUAUUUUUAUCACGUUACAUUACUUUUUUAUUAAUAAAGUAGUGCGUUACAAA